GGAUUUAAGUCUGUUCUCCGCGCUGUUUGGCGGCUUCACUUGGAAAAAUAGUUUGGGCGUCAUUGAGCUUUUAGCUGAGCAGAUCAAUUAACAGGUUUUAGUCUUUAAUCCAGAACAAAGGUUUUCUGCAAUGAAAUCACUCACUGAAGCGCGGUGAGUCAGUUAGCGUUGAAGCUCAUGAGCAGGAAGACAAGUUUAGAUUAGCGUCUGGAAGUAGUAGUUCGGCGAACUUUAUCUUGUGUUAUGUUAAGUGCGAGUGUUUAGGUCGCAGGGCGAAUCUGCAACCUGUUGUAUCAUAAACCAGUAAACAGACCGGAGAAUAUCUCACUCUUUAAUUUCACUUCAAUACUGCACUAUGGUGGAGAUUUUCUCUGGCCGAUCGCUUUUCAAUAAGGACGGGGAUAUAGUAGACCCUGAAGAUGCUCUGCGAAACAAAGUGGUUGGUCUUUAUUUCUCCGCCGGCUGGUGUCCUCCUUGCAGAGAUUUCACGCCAAUUCUGUGCGACUUCUACACGGAACUGGUGGAAGAGUCUGAUCCUCCUGCCCAGUUUGAGAUUGUGUUCAUCUCGGCGGAUAAGAAUCCCGAAGACAUGGUGGAGUAUAUGCACGAGAUGCAUGGAGACUGGCUAGCACUGCCCUGGAAUGAUCCUUUUAAAAAUGAUUUGCAGAAGAGGUACAACAUCACAGCCUUCCCAAAGCUGGUCAUCGUGAAGGAGAAUGGGGAGGUCAUCACUGAUAAAGGCCGAAAACAAAUCCGAGAACAAGGACUAGCCUGUUUCAGAAACUGGUUGGAAGUGGCAGAAAUAUUUCAAAACUUUCCUGGUUAAAAUGUUAUAGACAUAAAUGCCGGGAAUUUUUACUUUUUUGUUUUGUUUUAAAACAUUUAUUUUAUUACAAUAGACUGCUAUGCAAAUAUUUAAUAUGAUGUAUAGUUUUAUUAAUCUUGCUAUUUAUUAAGGAUUGUAAGAAUUAUAUUUUAAAGUUAAUUUUGUAUUUAUUUGUUAUGAGACGUCGAAAGCUCUAAAAUACACAAAAAAAUCCACUAUUUUCUUAAUCUUGCUAUCUGUCACAACUCUGUAAACAUCAUGCUAGAGAAUACUGCAUAUAUUAAGGCCUCCUAAGUAAAAGAGUGUAGCUUAGAUGGUCCCCUGUUUGAGAAAACUUCCAGAAUUACUAUAUGUUUGACUGUCCUUUUAAAUAUUAACCACUUAUAAUUCUUUACAUAUUUGCAUAAAAAGUGAAGGCUUUUUGCCAUGUUCAGACUGUCUAUUGUCUUUGCCAAAAGGAAAUCUGUAGUUAAUUAUUUUUGGCUAGAGGGGUUUAGCUUUUACUUUAUUUAACAUACCUUUCUUUCAAGUUUAUUCUCACAUGUACAUAGUACAAUGAAAUUCAUACUUGCACGUCUACCACAGGCUAAUGGCAAUAGCAUAGCAGUGAAAGAUAGAAGACAAUCAACGCAAUAUCUUGCAUUGAGUUCAGUAUACACAGUAUGCACAAGAAGCUUAUGGCCUGUGGAUAAAAACUGCUACUGAAUCUUUGUCUGUAUAUAAAGAGUGCAUGAAGUAAGCUGAUUUGUUUUCUAAUAAAAAAAAUAAUUUUAGCAUUUUACUCCUUUCUUGUUUAUAGUGAAUGGUGACAUGUUGGUCAAACAUGCAAGUAAGAAUUUCACUGUACUCUGUACACCUGUCACUCUUAGUAUUUCUGGAGGAGUAUUUUAUCAUUAUGUUUCUUUUUUAUGGCUAGUCCAUUUAAGCUUUCUUUAGACAUUGGAGAUGACUUCUUAAAUCUUCAGGUAUUGCUUUAAGGAGCACUGCAAGGAAGAAAGCUGAAUUCAACAGCUUUAAAUAUCUAGUAAAACAUAACUAAGGAAAUGUUUCCUCCUGUAAUCACCCACCAUUGUGCAGUAUACCUGUGGCAAAGAUCUGCCUUUGAGUUACUUCCAGACUAUGCAAUAACAUUAAAAAAAGAAGUGUACGUAAAAUCACCCCAUCAAACGUUUUAUGUUAGGCAACUGGAUUCUGGACUGGAUAAGUUGGUUUAAAGAUAAAUAGAUGGAUGUUCAUAAAAUCAUGUCAUGCAUCCAUCUUACAUUUUUAGGCCAAGACCAUGGAGUUAAUGUCUGUAGUAUGUUACUUAAUGCCAGAGGGGAAAAAAAAAACCUACAUAAAGUAAAUUCUUGCAAUGAAGUAAGUAAAUGUGCUGUGGGGAAAUGUGUUGGACUCUGGGGUUUUUUUUUGUUUUUUUUUUUUAAUUUGUUUGCCCAGUUGACUGGAUCCAGUACAUAACCCAGUAAUUGUGGGCUCAAACCAGCAGCAGAUGGGUUUGCCAGUCCAGCUCAGAAAGUGUAUUCCAUAUCUUCCAAAGUAAAUACUGUAAGUAAUAUCACUGACCUUUCAUAAUGUGGGUUUAUUGAUUAAUGAUUGUAAUUCAAUAAAAUAAAACCAAUUAGUCUUA
Erpetoichthys calabaricus (reedfish) is the source of this 2453-nucleotide messenger RNA. RefSeq names its product nucleoredoxin like 2 (gene nxnl2). The transcript has 2 exons. Gene Ontology annotation, biological process: sensory perception; photoreceptor cell maintenance. Bases 356 to 826 code for a protein of 156 amino acids. Lineage: Eukaryota; Metazoa; Chordata; Cladistia; Polypteriformes; Polypteridae. The record is from RefSeq and is a predicted model, not a curated record.